AUGGCUUCAGAUAGUCUUUAGGACAUUAUUAUUCAAUUUUAAAUUACUAAUAAGAUGUCAUAAGAAUAACAUUCAAUUCCGAGGUAGGACAUAUUACUAGCAAAAAUAGGGUCUUUGUAAAUCUGCAUUCGUUGUUCUUUUGGAGAAUUAUACAUUUUACGAAUAUGAAACUAAUCUUAUUUAAACAAAUGGGAUGA
Messenger RNA from Paramecium pentaurelia, 197 nucleotides. The record is from the annotation of a GenBank genome assembly. NCBI's taxonomy places the organism in Eukaryota, Ciliophora, Oligohymenophorea, Peniculida, Parameciidae.